Molecule: messenger RNA, 3627 nt
Organism: Zophobas morio
Lineage: Eukaryota; Metazoa; Arthropoda; Insecta; Coleoptera; Tenebrionidae
Gene: stl
Product: stall
Exons: 17
Coding region: 604-3504 (966 amino acids)
Biological process (GO): proteolysis; extracellular matrix organization
Cellular component (GO): extracellular matrix
Molecular function (GO): metalloendopeptidase activity
Source: RefSeq, a predicted model, not a curated record
AUAGUCAAUACCUGACCUCAAGGAUUACUUGUUAAAAUUUAACCAGAUUAUAUAAACCCGCAGUAAACGCACAUUGCACAAAUGUUACUUACUCAUGAUCUGAAAAAUUACUAAAAAGUACAGAACAACACAAAUUAAAAACUAUUGUGUCACUACUGCUUUCAAGAUUACAAAUACUUGUAACCCAUCUGAAGAAUCAGGUUUAUUAUAAUUGUUACGAAACUAAUUAUUACAAUGACAUGUCGAGGAUGGUUGUAAUCAUGAAAAUAUGGGGUAUAUUCAAGUUCGCAAGCAAAACUAGACAAAGUGCAUGGUUCGUUGCCCGUGAAGUGGAAAUGGUAAUAUCUCCUAUCAAAGCCUUCUCUCACUGUAUUUUGCAGACUAGUUCAGUGCUUGUGAACAGCUGAUGUGGACCGCGCUGAAGAAGUUCUUCCAGAUCGUACUUAAUAAGUAGCGGAAAUCGGACUUAUUGUGCAGAAUGGGAAAAGAAAUAUGCAGUUUUUAAAAUGAAGAUCUGUAAAUGUAAGACCGCGUAUCACUACUGUGUUGGUGUAUUUAUGUCGCGUAAUAAAUAAAUGGGUCUUAAACCAUCGUAUCUCGGUCAUGCGGGGCAUGUGCAUAAGGUGUUUUUUAAUCAUAUACAUGUUGUUUGGACUGGCAGUAAAUUUUCAGAUAACGGAAAAGAAUUUAAAAGGGUUAUUAACCGAAAUCGAGUGGCAAUCAAUCAUAGGAAAUUCAGAUUCAGGAUCCAAAUUUUCAAUAACUUAUCCACAUUUGCGUGCCCCGUAUGAACAAAACAACUUCAUUCAUCACUUGCAAAUUGAAAUACCUAGUUUAGGAAAGAAAUUUAAAAUUGAACUAGUCCCGAAUUCUGAUCUCUUGUCUGAAGAUUUUGCUCUACUGGAAACUUAUGCAAAUGGUACAUACCCACUCGGUUUUUUUGACGACGACACUAAAUGUUAUUACAGGGGCGACAAAUCUGCAGUUAGUUUGUGCAAUGGAAUUAGAGGAAUUUUACACUUUGAACCAAACGAAUAUUACAUUAUUCAACCAUUACCCGAAAGAUUUUACAAUGGAACUUCAGAACGACCUCAUGUCGUUGUUCGCAAACAUCAUAAAAAAACAUGUCUCCAUCACCACAACACGAAGCUGCCCAGUGACAUACAACUGAAAAAUAAAAUAAAUCCAACCAAAGAUGAAGAGGCCAAAGCUGAAAGCGAAAAAAAUCCACUAAGUCUGAAGCGUUCAAAAAGAGAAUCUCCUCCUUUAGGCACACCAGUCUUUGUGGAAACUGCCGUUUUUGUAGAUAGGGACUUAUUUGAACACAUGAAGACUAAUUUUCCUGUCGAUACGGAAAGGGAAUUAAUUCGUUUCGUUCUUGCCAUGAUUAAUGCUGUGCAACUACUUUAUCAUGAUCCUAGUUUAGGCAGACCAGUAAAUUUUGUACUUAAAAGACUUGAAAUACUUAAAGAAGAAGCAGCGGGGUUAGUUAGACCACCUGAUAUUGAUCGAUUUCUUUCAAAUUUUUGUAACUGGCAAAGGACGAAGAACCCUGCUGGAGACCGUGAACCUCAACAUUGGGACCAUGCUUUAAUUCUAACAGGGCUCGAUCUAUAUGUAAGAGGAAAGCAUGGAAAAAUUUCCAAUCAAGUCGUAGGGCUAGCACCAGUAGCGGGUAUGUGUACUACAACAAGCAGCUGUACUGUCAAUGAAGGAAGACAUUUUGAAAGUGUGUACGUCGUUGCUCAUGAAAUUGGACAUAAUUUAGGAAUGAGGCACGAUGGCCCAUUAGCUGACAAUGAUUGUGAUCCUGCUAGUUAUAUUAUGUCACCAACUCUAGGUAGCGGAAAAAUUACGUGGUCUGCGUGCAGCCGCAGAUAUUUACAAAAAUUUUUAGAAACGUCUCAAUCACGGUGUUUGUUGGAUCAUGGGAGUUCAGCGGGUCAACUCGAUCAUAGUGCAGAAGGUGCCUUACCAGGAGAAAGAUUUGACGCCAACCAGCAAUGUAUGCUGAAGUAUGGUCGUGGCAGUCGUCACUCCUCUCAACAACCUUUAGAUGACGUAUGUCGUGAUUUACAUUGUGAAAGGGAAAGGUAUACAUGGACAUCUCAUCCUGCUCUUGAAGGAACGCUUUGUGGUCACAAUAUGUGGUGCAAAGGAGGAAGGUGCAUCUCACGCGGAUUUCCAGUUAGUGCUGCUUAUAGCGCUGCGUCUCAAACUUCAUCUCGCAUCGAAAAAUCGGCAGGAAGUUGGAGUAAAUGGAAACCAUUUAGUGAUUGUGCAUCAGGUUGUUUAUUUGGAGAGGAGGGAAGACUGCGAUCUGGAAGUACGGGGAUUACGGUGUCAACUAGAGUAUGCGGUAGUCCUCGAUUUCAUGGAAGUGGGAAUCACUGUGAAGGAAUUAGUAAAAAGUAUCAAACGUGUAACGCUCAGCAAUGUUUGAACGUUCCUCGUUUGACGAUUAAGGAAUUUGCCGAGCAAAUUUGUACUAGAGCAAGAGAUGUAGAUAAAGAUCUAACGGGUGCAGGAAUGCAAAAAAUCAGUGCUGACCCUGAAGAAGCAUGUUUAGUUUGGUGUCAAAAACGUAAUGGGGGUACUAAAAGUCGCGGUUGGACAUUUCCUGAUGGAACAGUAUGCCAAACUCGUCGUUCCCGCUAUGGUAAAUCAAGUUACUGCAUAAGUGGUCGUUGUGAAGAUUUUGUCUGUGAUUCUUAUGAAGAAGUGAUCUUUGCCCAAAUGCCUGAACUUUGCCCUAGCGAUCGCAGUGACAAUGAAAUUAUUUUCCGUACUGGUUUACGAAGCAGACACGUUAUUAAGUGGAAAAGUGCUAGUGGAUGUCAUUUUAACUGCAUAUCGCCUGGCACUGGUAUAAGAUUAGUUAUAAGCAAAGGCAAGUAUGCUAAAUCUAGCAUACAGUUGUGCCAACCUGAUCAGUAUGGUUGCGGACGGAUUAAAUCCCCCUUUCAACAUGCAUCAGUGAUUUGUGGCAAAUACAAAGAAAGAGUGGGGAGACUUUCUGGGGUGGGAAUGCAAAUUCCGCCAGCAAUAGAGGAUCCAGACAGACCGUGCAGAGUUGCUUGUCAAGAUGAAAAUAUUUUGCACAGAUAUUAUCUAGUUAACGGUGAAGAUGGAUGGUUUCCUUUUGGGACCGAUUGUUCACGGAGCACUUCUGAUAAAAAGGCGUACUGCAUUAGCGGGAAGUGUUUGGAAUUCGGGGCUGAUGAUACACCAGUUUCUGAAAGCGAAUUUACAUUACCCCUACUUUCAAGAAACCGACGAUCACUACAGUUUAACAAUACUAGAAUAACAGCCAAGUUAGAUCAAAAACAGUUAGAACAAAUUAUUUAUGAAUUAAAUAGAACACUUUCAGGCAAUUUUAAAAAGGAUCAUCGUUUCGAUAUUGAUUUAAGCAAUCCGAUUCAUGUACAUAUGGACAUGGCAAAUGUGCAAUAUCCACAAAAUUUUUAUAAUACGCAGUCAAAUGACAAUUUGAAUUAUACGUAAGAUUGGGUAUUAAGUCGAAUCCUAAGUAAACAAUUGUGAUUAAAUAAAUGUUCCAUUUUUAAAUUAUAUUUUUAAGCUGUAGCACUUAGGUAAACUAUUCAAUAAAAAAAACUAUUCAUAUGA